Molecule: messenger RNA, 2573 nt
Organism: Spinacia oleracea (spinach)
Lineage: Eukaryota; Viridiplantae; Streptophyta; Magnoliopsida; Caryophyllales; Amaranthaceae
Product: zinc finger BED domain-containing protein RICESLEEPER 1
Exons: 4
Coding region: 306-2318 (670 amino acids)
Molecular function (GO): DNA binding; protein dimerization activity
Source: RefSeq, a predicted model, not a curated record
GCGUGGUCAUUCCUUAAUUUUUGGAUCACAAAUUUUCUCAAAUCCACAUUUAAUAUCCAUACCCAUAUCCAUUUAGAUCGAACUUGGGUAACCCACAAAAAAAUUGAAUCGCACCUCCCCACUUUCACUGACUACACCCCCUCUUCUCUUUCUCUCUCCUCCUCCUGUUGCUCCGCCGUCUACUCAGCCUUCUCCGUCGACCGUCUUCAACAAUUUCGCUGGCCUCCAUUGCUCCCGCUGUCAAUAAUUCCGUCGAGAUCCUUCCGCUGGCGGAGAUAUUAGUACCAAGCCCUUCUGCCCAUGCGAUGGAAAUAACAAGUGAGACAGUGCUUAAGAAACCGAAACGGUUGACAUCGGUUGUCUGGAAUCACUUUGAAAGAAUAAAGAAGGCUGAUAUAUGUUAUGCUGUUUGUGUACAUUGUAAUAAGAGGCUAAGUGGAUCAAGUAAUAGUGGAACAACACAUUUGAGAAAUCAUUUGAUGCGAUGUUUGAAGAGAUCCAACUAUGAUGUAUCUCAGCUGCUUGCUAAGAGAAGGAAGAAGGAUAACACCGUUACUCUUACAAGCUACAACUUCGAUGAAGGGCAGCCAAAGAAUGAACAUGUUCCAGUUGCAGCUAUUAAGUUUGAGCCAGGGCCUAAAAGGGAAGAGGCUAUUUCUGUUGGGAGUACAAAAUUUGACCAAGAGCGAAGUAGGAUGGAUCUUGCUCGGAUGAUCAUAUUACAUGGUUAUCCUUUGGCCAUGGUUGACCAUAUUGGCUUCAAAGUUUUUGUGAAAAAUUUGCAGCCAAUGUUUGAUAUUGCAACAAACAGUUCACUUGAGUUGGACUGCAUUACCAUAUAUGAAAAGGAGAAGAAGAAAGUCUGUGGGACCAUAGGCAGACUAAGUGGCAGGAUAAGUGUUGCUGUUGAUUUGUGGAAUUCACCUGAGAAUGCUAGAUACUUGUGUCUUACGGCCCACUAUAUUGAUGAAGAAUGGACAUUGCAGAAGAAGAUACUAAAUUUCAUUAUGAUUGAUGCUGCUCAUACUGAAGACAUACACUCAGAAGUGGUUAUCAAAUGUCUGGCAGAUUGGGGCAUAGAGAGGCGCCUUUUUUCCAUGACAUUUGGCGACCUUUUCACCAGUGAUGAUAUUGUUUCCAGAAUUAAAAACCAUUUAUCUCAAAAUAGGCCUCUUCUGAGUGAUGGUAAAUUGUUCGAUGUGCGUUGUGCAGCACAUGCUUUGAAGUUGCUGGUUGGAGAUGCUAUGGAUGUACUAAGUGAGGUGAUACAUAAGAUUAGAGAAAGUAUUCGCUAUGUGAAAAGUACUCAAACAAUGCAGGGGAAGUUCAACGAAUUAGCUCAACAAGCUGGAAUAGAUAAUCAGAAGAAUCUAUUAGCUGACUGUCCAAUGCGAUGGAACUCGACAUCUGUGAUGCUUGAAACAGCGUUAGCAUACAAAACUGCUUUCUCUUUACUGCAGGAACAUGAUUCUGCAUAUACAGGUGGUUUAUCUGAAGAAGAGUGGGAAUGGAUGAGUUCUGUUACUGCCUUCUUGAAGCUUUUUGUUGAGAUAACCAAUUCAAUUACCAGCAAUAAAUCUCCUACAUCAAAUAUAUAUUUCCCUGAAAUUUGUGAUGCUCAUUUACAACUUAUUGAGUGGUGUAAGAGCUCAGAUGAGUUUGUCAAAUCUAUGGCUCUGAAAAUGAAAGCUAAGUUUGAAAUUUAUUGGAAUAAAUGCAGUUUGUCAUUAGCCAUAGCAGCAAUCUUGGAUCCCAGAUUCAAGAUGCCAUUGGUGCAAUAUUAUUACCAGGAAAUCUAUGGAAGUAGUGCAGAACAUCAUAUCAAACAAGUCUCUGAUGGGGUCAGACAGCUUUUCAACGAAUAUAUGAUUGGGUCAACAUCAGUUUCAGUUGAUCACGGUGUUGGAAGCAGUUCCAGCGGUAUUGGGAGUGACUCUAGGGAUCGAUUAAAAGGGUUUGACAAAUUCCUCCAUGAAACUUCACAGGGUAAAAAUUCAGUUUCAGACUUGGAUAAAUAUUUGGAGGAACCCGUGUUUCCCCGUAACUAUGAUUUCAAUAUUUUUACAUGGUGGAAAGUUCAUACACCAAGAUAUCCUAUCCUUUCAAUGAUGGCCCAAGAUGUUCUUGGCGUUCCCAUGUCAACUGUCACAUCUGAGUUGGCUUUCAGGAAUGGAGGCAGGGUUCUAGACCAGUAUCGUAGUUCUCUACAUUCAGAUACUGUUCAGGCUCUGAUAUGCACACAAGAUUGGUUGCGAACAGAAGUAGAAGGAUCCAGUCCAAGUGUUAGUCCUGUGCCUUUGUGCAUCGACGCCACUUAGUACCCAUGCAAUGCUAUGCUUUGGGCUGAUGACAAAAUGCGUACAAAUCUUUAUCUAUCCGGCUAUGGGUGAACAAUUCAGAUUUGCUCGUCUGGGUUAAACUUGGGAUGUUAUUAGAAUUUAGGUUUAGGUAAUUGCUUUCUGUUGGUGGGAAGCAAUUUGUACAAAUUGCUCCUUUUCACUAACCAUUGCGGAGGAUGAAAAUUGAAUCAACAUUCUUAAAAAAUUAUCUAAUUUUUAUUUUAUCUUUCUUUU